GCUCGGGGCUGCCUGUGGAGAGGCGGCGGGCAGGACGCGCGCGGCCGGGCCACCACCACGGCCACGGCUGGCGGCUCGGGUCCCGGGCAGGGGAAGGCGAACGGCGGCGGGCUUAGCCGCCGGAACCCAGGGAGGAUUUUGGCGUCGCGGGCGCGCCCUCCGCUCCCUCCACCGCAGCGCCAGACGCCGAGUGGGGCCGGGGGCCGAGGAGGAGGACCCCGAACCCUGUCCCCGCGCCCCGGGAGCCGCCGGAGUUCGGACUUCUGCAACUGUUGGCACUUUGGGGGCUUGGCUCAGUGUUGUGCGGUUCACCCUUCCCUCCUCGCUGCCUGGAAACCCACGCUCCCGUCCCCUCUGCCCUCGGGUGCCCACCCACCCGCCGGGGAGGGCCCGGCGUGCACUCGGCACCAUGAGGAGGCUCGGGACUUGCCUGGCGACUUUGGCCGGACUUUUGCUAACUGCGGCAGGCGAGACGUUUUCAGGUGGCUGCCUUUUUGAUGAGCCAUACAGCACAUGUGGAUAUAGUCAAGCUGAAGGUGAUGACUUCAACUGGGAGCAGGUGAACACCUUGACCAGCCCGACUUCAGAUCCUUGGAUGCCAUCAGGUUCGUUUAUGCUGGUAAAUGCAUCGGGGAGACCUGAGGGGCAGAGAGCCCACCUCCUGUUACCCCAACUUAAAGAAAAUGACACACACUGCAUCGAUUUUCACUAUUUUGUAUCCAGCAGGAGUAAUUCUGCUCCUGGGUUACUCAAUGUCUACGUGAGGGUCAAUAAUGGGCCUUUGGGGAAUCCUAUCUGGAAUAUCUCUGGAGAUCCUACACGUACAUGGAACUGGGCAGAACUGGCCAUCAGUACCUUCUGGCCUAACUUUUAUCAGGUGAUUUUUGAAGUGAUAACUUCUGGACACCAAGGCUACCUCGCUAUAGAUGAAGUGAAGGUGUUAGGACAUCCAUGUACCAGAACCCCCCACUUCCUGCGGAUUCAGAAUGUGGAAGUCAAUGCCGGCCAGUUUGCCACUUUCCAGUGCAGUGCCAUCGGCAGGACCGUGGCAGGAGACAGGCUCUGGUUACAGGGCAUUGAUGUACGAGAUGCUCCUCUGAAGGAAAUCAGGGUGACCAGCUCCCGAAGGUUCAUAGCUUCCUUCAAUGUCGUCAACACAACAAAACGCGAUGCUGGAAAGUACCGCUGCGUGAUUCGCACAGAAGGAGGCGUCGGAAUAUCAAACUAUGCAGAGUUGGUAGUUAAAGAGCCCCCUGUUCCCAUUGCCCCGCCUCAGCUUGCUUCCGUGGGCGCGACCUACCUGUGGAUACAGCUCAAUGCCAACUCUAUCAAUGGGGACGGACCUAUUGUCGCCCGGGAGGUAGAGUACUGCACAGCCAGUGGGAGCUGGAAUGACAGGCAGCCAGUGGAUUCCACGAGUUACAAAAUCGGACACCUCGACCCAGACACUGAAUACGAGAUCAGCGUGCUCCUCACCAGACCUGGGGAGGGCGGCACUGGGUCUCCCGGGCCAGCUCUCAGGACAAGAACAAAGUGUGCCGAUCCCAUGCGCGGCCCAAGGAAACUGGAAGUCGUGGAAGUCAAAGCUCGACAAAUCACCAUCCGCUGGGAGCCAUUUGGCUACAAUGUAACCCGUUGCCAUAGUUAUAAUCUCACUGUGCACUACUGUUACCAAGUUGGAGGACAAGAGCAAGUUCGAGAGGAAGUCAGCUGGGAUACGGACAACUCUCACCCUCAGCACACCAUCACUAACCUGUCACCCUACACCAACGUCAGCGUGAAACUCAUCCUCAUGAAUCCCGAGGGACGCAAGGAAAGUCAGGAAAUCAUGGUGCAGACAGAUGAAGAUCUCCCAGGUGCUGUUCCUACUGAAUCCAUCCAAGGAAGUACCUUUGAAGAGAAGAUAUUUCUUCAGUGGAGAGAACCAACUCAAACAUACGGUGUAAUCACUUUAUAUGAGAUCACCUACAAAGCAGUCAGUUCCUUUGACCCAGAAAUAGAUCUAUCCAAUCAAAGUGGAAGAGUUUCAAAACUGGGAAAUGAAACCCAUUUUCUGUUUUUUGGACUGUAUCCUGGGACCACAUACUCCUUUACCAUCCGAGCGAGCACAGCUAAAGGUUUUGGGCCUCCAGCAACAAACCAGUUCACCACCAGAAUAUCAGCACCCUCUAUGCCAGCAUAUGAACUUGAGACACCUUUGAACCAAACUGACAAUACAGUGACAGUCAUGCUGAAACCAGCACAGAGCAGAGGUGCACCUGUCAGUGUCUAUCAAAUAGUUGUUGAGGAAGAACGUCCUCGGAGAACUAAAAAGACAACAGAAAUCUUAAAGUGCUACCCAGUACCAAUCCACUUCCAGAAUGCUUCAAUCCUGAACUCACAGUACUACUUUGCUGCAGAGUUUCCGGCGGACAGCCUCCAAGCUGCCCAGCCUUUCACUAUUGGUGAUAAUAAGACAUACAGUGGCUACUGGAACACUCCGCUUCUCCCCCAUAAAAGUUACAGAAUUUAUUUUCAAGCUGCUAGUAGAGCCAAUGGGGAAACCAAAAUAGACUGUGUCCAAGUGGCCACAAAAGCUGCGAUAAUCGUGACUCAGCUUACAACACCUUACAUUCGCAUCGCCCCCGCUGCAGGCGACGGCCAACUAACAGGAGCUGCCACUCCAAAACCGGUCCCGGAACCCGAGAAACAGACGGACCAUACAGUUAAAAUUGCUGGAGUCAUUGCGGGCAUCCUGCUAUUCGUUAUUAUAUUUCUUGGAGUUGUGUUGGUAAUGAAGAAAAGGAAACUGGCCAAGAAGCGGAAGGAGACUCUGAGUAGCACCCGGCAGGAGAUGACUGUGAUGGUGAACUCCAUGGACAAGAGCUACGCCGAGCAGGGCACAAACUGCGACGAGGCCUUCUCAUUCAUGGACACACACAAUCUGAAUGGGAGAUCUGUGUCUUCACCAUCAUCCUUUACCAUGAAAACGAAUACGCUGAGCACGUCGGUGCCUAAUUCCUAUUACCCAGACCCAUUUGUGCCAACCGCAAUUUUAGAUGAAACCCAUACAAUGGCCAGUGAUACCAGUAGCCUGGUGCAGUCCCAUACUUACAAGAAGCGUGAGGCAGCUGACGUGCCCUAUCAGACCGGGCAGCUCCACCCCGCCAUCCGCGUGGCAGACCUCCUGCAGCACAUCACACAGAUGAAGUGUGCCGAGGGCUACGGCUUCAAGGAGGAAUAUGAGAGCUUCUUUGAAGGGCAGUCUGCACCAUGGGACUCGGCUAAGAAAGAUGAGAACAGAAUGAAGAACAGAUAUGGGAAUAUCAUCGCAUAUGAUCACUCCCGGGUGAGGCUGCAGACAAUAGAAGGGGACAUUAACUCAGACUAUAUCAAUGGAAAUUAUAUCGAUGGUUAUCAUCGGCCCAAUCAUUACAUUGCUACCCAAGGGCCAAUGCAAGAGACCAUCUAUGACUUCUGGAGGAUGGUGUGGCACGAAAACACUGCCAGCAUCAUCAUGGUGACCAACCUUGUGGAGGUGGGAAGGGUCAAAUGCUGCAAAUACUGGCCAGAUGACACAGAGAUAUAUAAAGACAUUAAAGUCACCCUAAUAGAAACUGAACUACUGGCAGAAUAUGUGAUAAGAACAUUUGCUGUUGAAAAGGGAGGGGCCGGAGGUGAAGCAAACUGCAGUCCAUCCAGAGAAGUGCCACAGAGAGGUGUUCAUGAAAUCCGAGAGAUCAGACAGUUUCACUUCACUGGCUGGCCGGAUCAUGGGGUCCCUUACCAUGCCACUGGCCUGCUGGGAUUUGUCCGGCAGGUCAAAUCCAAGAGCCCGCCCAAUGCAGGCCCGUUGGUGGUGCACUGCAGUGCUGGUGCCGGGAGGACUGGCUGCUUCAUCGUCAUCGAUAUCAUGCUGGACAUGGCUGAGAGGGAAGGGGUGGUAGACAUCUACAACUGCGUCCGGGAGCUGCGGUCCCGGAGGGUGAACAUGGUGCAGACGGAGGAGCAAUAUGUGUUCAUCCAUGAUGCCAUCCUGGAAGCCUGCCUUUGUGGGGACACCUCUGUCCCCGCUUCCCAAGUCAGGUCUCUGUAUUAUGACAUGAACAAACUGGAUCCGCAGACAAAUUCGAGCCAGAUUAAAGAGGAAUUCCGGACCUUGAACAUGGUGACACCAACGCUACGUGUGGAAGACUGCAGCAUCGCGCUUUUGCCCCGGAAUCACGAGAAAAACCGGUGCAUGGACAUCCUGCCCCCAGACCGCUGCCUGCCUUUCCUCAUCACCAUCGAUGGCGAGAGCAGCAACUACAUCAACGCCGCCCUCAUGGACAGCUAUAAACAGCCUUCGGCUUUUAUAGUCACCCAGCAUCCUUUGCCAAACACAGUCAAAGACUUUUGGAGACUGGUCCUGGAUUAUCACUGCACGUCUGUAGUUAUGCUAAACGAUGUGGAUCCUGCCCAGCUGUGUCCACAGUACUGGCCAGAGAAUGGAGUACACAGACAUGGCCCCAUCCAAGUGGAGUUUGUGUCUGCAGAUUUGGAAGAGGACAUCAUCAGUAGGAUAUUCCGCAUUUAUAACGCAGCCAGGCCCCAAGAUGGAUAUCGGAUGGUGCAGCAAUUCCAGUUCCUGGGCUGGCCAAUGUACAGGGACACACCGGUGUCGAAGCGCUCCUUCCUGAAGCUCAUCCGCCAAGUGGACAAGUGGCAGGAGGAAUACAACGGUGGUGAAGGCCGCACCGUGGUGCACUGCUUAAAUGGAGGAGGCCGCAGCGGGACGUUCUGUGCCAUCAGCAUCGUGUGUGAGAUGCUCCGGCACCAGAGAACUGUGGACGUGUUCCACGCCGUAAAGACGCUGAGGAACAACAAGCCCAACAUGGUGGACCUCCUGGAUCAGUACAAGUUCUGCUACGAAGUGGCCCUGGAAUACUUAAAUUCGGGCUGACAGCACCAAGAGUGGCACAGACAAACCCUCUCAUACCACAAAGCCGAGGUAGUCCCUGGUGUUUGUGCAGAAGAGAUGAAGACUUCUCAAUAUGCUUAUUUUGCUUUGCAUAAUCGGCUCUUUUUAAGAGCCCAAGAAAGUAUUUAUAAAGCUGCUUGCACUGCCCAGUUCCCGUGCUGCUGCUGCCUGACCGAGACACGCGCCCGGCUGCCCAGUACUGUCCUCCCCGCUGCCCGUUAGAGCAGCGUAGACAUCUGGCAAAUCCAAGAGCACAAUUAUAUUCUUAUGAAGGAAUUUGUACCUUUGGGGUAUUAUUUUGUGGCCCGUGAUCCUUUGUUAUUGUUACAGCCAAGUGUAUGUUUUUGUUCUAUGGAGAAUGCUACCUGGCAUUAUGAUAAUAUAUUAUUUUAGGUAUUUGUAUUUUAACAUGUCGCAUAAUAUAUGCUUCUGUAGCUUUCCAGGACUAACGGAUCAAUGUGUAAUGAACAAAGAUAAGUCAUAUGAGUUACUGUUUCUAUCAGAUUUGUAUCGUUUCCAAAGGAAAAGCUCGGGAGAACUCAUUUCAGAAAUGUAGAACUCAGCGAUGAGAUUCACGGAUCCAAAGCUUUUCCACGUGUUUAUAUUGUAAAUAUUUUUGAUUUCAUCAAAUUAUUUAUUCAUUAAAAAAGAAAUAUUUGUGAA
This is a messenger RNA of Nycticebus coucang (slow loris), 5602 nucleotides long. It is a transcript of the gene PTPRM, whose product is annotated as protein tyrosine phosphatase receptor type M. Lineage: Eukaryota; Metazoa; Chordata; Mammalia; Primates; Lorisidae. The transcript has 34 exons. The record is from RefSeq and is a predicted model, not a curated record. Gene Ontology annotation, molecular function: protein binding; protein tyrosine phosphatase activity. Gene Ontology annotation, cellular component: membrane. Gene Ontology annotation, biological process: protein dephosphorylation. Bases 410 to 4921 code for a protein of 1503 amino acids.